Bolinopsis microptera is the source of this 1133-nucleotide messenger RNA. Its product is annotated as MORC family CW-type zinc finger protein 3-like. Gene Ontology annotation, cellular component: nucleus. NCBI's taxonomy places the organism in Eukaryota, Metazoa, Ctenophora, Tentaculata, Lobata, Bolinopsidae. The record is from RefSeq and is a predicted model, not a curated record. The transcript has 8 exons. Gene Ontology annotation, molecular function: ATP hydrolysis activity. Bases 87 to 1133 code for a protein of 348 amino acids.
UUCAGCAGCAGUGAUGUGGUUGCAAGUUAUUAAAACUACAGAAGAGCAGUUGAAGAUGAGGUGAAAUUACACCUCAUCUACUCUGUAUGAGUGCUGCUAAUCAUGUAAAGAACGGUGUAAAGGGGGAUCCAGAUUGCGAACAUGGUGAAACCUUCAAUGUCACCAGUAUAAAGCAGAGUCUGUUAUCUCCCGCCUAUCUGCACACCAACAGCACAAGUCAUACUUGGGCAUUUUCCGCAGUUGCUGAACUUAUAGACAAUGCGUACGACCCAGACGUCAAUGCGACCCAACUGAAAAUUGACAUUGCUGACAUCGAGGGGAUGACAUGCUUGACAUUUUUGGACAACGGCGCUGGAAUGUCCCCGCAUACUUUGUAUAAGAUGCUUUCUUUUGGGUUUUGUGACAAGGACAAAUACGCUGUGACUCGCCACAAACCGGUUGGUCACUAUGGUAACGGCUUUAAAUCUGGCAGUAUGAGGCUUGGGAGAGAUGCACUCGUGCUGAGCCGACACGGCCACGGCAAAGAUAGUAUCGUUAGUGUGGGCUUGUUGUCUCAGACGUAUCUAGACGCAAUCAAGUCAGAGACAAUACUAGUACCAACUGUAAGCUGGUCCUACGUAACACACGAGCGUAUUGAGUCCCCUGAUGCUGAGGCCAGUCUACAGAGUAUUAUCAGGUUCAGCAUUUUCAAAAACGAGGCUGCAAUUCUCUCCACUAUUGCUACGAAAAUAAAAAAGACAGGAACGUACAUAUUGAUCUACAACCUGCGAAAGAGUGCCACCGGAGAGCAUGAGUUUGACUUCAAGAAGGAUGCAACAGAUAUUUGCAUUGUGGAGGACGAAACAACAACAGAUAACAUGCUGUACGCACCCCAGGAUAGGAUCAACACUAACCCUACUACGUAUUACUCACUUCGGGCAUACUGUUCAAUCCUGUUCCUCCGACCAAAGAUGCAAAUAUUCGUGCGGAGCGUAAAAGUUAAAACUAAACUCAUCAAGAAGUCACUCUCUAAACCUAGGGAUACCUAUAGGGAAAGCUCAAGGAGUAGACAGGGACUCAGAAAAAUAGUGUUUGUUCAGUCUGAGACCGAGAAUUAUGGGAUCAUGAUGUUACUACAGGAACAGACUUAUUAA